AUGACACUGAGCAGAGUUCACCAACAAGUUAUUGCAUUUCCUGCAGCCAAGACUGAUACGAUGAGUUACUUGCCUGACCCAGCUUCCAUCAACAACCACCAAAUCCCAACUUCUUCAAAGGUUUCAUAUUUGACAGGCAAAGGAAAAUCGAUGCUGCGAAAGAAGAAAACCGAUAGCUUCACAAACGGAGCUAGAGAUCAGGACAAACUAGGACCAAAGCUAACUGAAACAGUCAAGAGAAAGCUAUCCUUGGGAGCUAAGAUCCUUCAAAUGGGAGGCUUAGAGAAGAUUUAUAAGCGACUCUUCAAGGUCUGCGAUCAAGAGAAACUCUUCAAGGCGUACCAAUGCUAUCUAUCCACAACAGCAGGUCCCAUCGCAGGCCUCCUCUUCAUCUCAUCAAAGAAGAUUGCAUUUUGCAGUGAAAGAUCGAUCAAGGUUGCUUCUCCUCAAGGAGUUCUCAGUAGGGUUCACUACAAAGUCUCAAUCCCAUUGUGCAAGAUCAAUGGAGUGAACCAGAGUCAGAACACAAAGAAGCCAUCUCAAAAGUACCUUGAAAUAGUCACAAUCGAUAACUUCGACUUCUGGUUCAUGGGAUUCGUGAGCUACCAGAAAGCUUUCAACUGUCUCGAGAAAGCGCUAAACAAUGAUGAGCAAUAA
Arabidopsis thaliana (thale cress) is the source of this 657-nucleotide messenger RNA. RefSeq names its product GRAM domain protein/ABA-responsive-like protein. The record is from RefSeq and is marked reviewed. NCBI's taxonomy places the organism in Eukaryota, Viridiplantae, Streptophyta, Magnoliopsida, Brassicales, Brassicaceae. The transcript has a single exon. Bases 1 to 657 code for a protein of 218 amino acids.